Stegodyphus dumicola is the source of this 684-nucleotide messenger RNA. Its product is annotated as piggyBac transposable element-derived protein 3-like. Lineage: Eukaryota; Metazoa; Arthropoda; Arachnida; Araneae; Eresidae. The record is from RefSeq and is a predicted model, not a curated record.
AUGCUAUACCGAGAGAAAUCCGAACAGCUAAUGUUGGAACCCACAUGCCAGUCAAUGGAGAAAGUUACAGAAGGUGCAUAUAUUGUAGCACAAAAGUUUGCAACAUUGGUCUUUGGUUACCAUUUUGACAUGGCCAAAACGCGUAUACUAACCCAAGCUGAAAUUGCUAGAUAUAUGAAUAAUUUGGAUGAAUUAAGUGAUUUAAGUGAGAAUGGUCUCGAAUAUUCUGAUGAUAAUGUUGAUUUUUUACAUGAUUGUGUGUCAUCUAAUGAAGAUUCGGAUAGCGACUCAUACUUAUCUAAAGAAGGGAUAUAUUCUUUAGGAACCAUAAAUAGGAACAGAAUUCCUAAUUCCAAAAUUUCUACUGAAAACGUUUUCAAUAAAAUGGAACGAGGACAUUCAAUGGGAUUUGUUGGGAAUUAUAAUGAUGUAGAAAUCUCUGUGACAGCAUGGAAAGACAAUAAAAUUGUAAUAAUGGCCUCAACAUUUGCUGGUGAAAAGCAACUUGGAAAAGUAUCGAGAUAUGACAAGAAAACUAAAGAACGUAUAGAAAUUAUUAGGCCUCACGUCAUCGAAGAGUAUAACAAACAUAUGGGAGGUGUUAAUUUACUCGUUAGCAUAAUAGCUCGACACAAAACAUUAAUGAGAAGCAAGAAAUGGUAUAUGAGAAUUCAUUUGUUUUGA